Molecule: messenger RNA, 2133 nt
Organism: Mycena citricolor
Lineage: Eukaryota; Fungi; Basidiomycota; Agaricomycetes; Agaricales; Mycenaceae
Source: the annotation of a GenBank genome assembly
UGUCGCGUCAAUUCGUCGCCUCAUUGACGAGGCCGCAGAACUAAGCGUCCGUGCAUCUUCAGGCCUCUCAGCAGCAGAAUUGAACAUGAUGCGAUCAUCCCCAAACAAUAUGAAUGGGUUUGGCGGCUUCAACAAUCCUUGGGCAGGAAUGAAUUCUGGAGGAGGACGGAGCGUUGCUAUGAGUGCCAUGCGAAUACACCGUUUACGAGCGCUGGCUGUCCAGAAGCUGGCAGCGGCGUAUUCAGCCGACGAAAUCGCGAGCAGCGUGAUGGUCAUGCAAGGGGGAAGCGUUUUCGAUGAUCUGGCUGAACGAGUUCUGAAAACGGAUCCCAAUGAUUGUGAUGCUCGCUAUGUGCAUUUCUUUCACGAGAAGAUACCGUCAAGUAGGCAGCUGGCUGAGUCCACCACGACCCAGGUCCUGGAUGAACUCAUCAGAAUGCAGCCGCACAGAUUAGAGUACUACAGAACACGAGGCAUCGUCCAUUGCUUCCGCGACGAGUUCAGCAUGGCAACCAAAGACUUCACCCACGCGCUCAAGGAAGCCAAGGCAAUUAGAAAAACGAAGCUUCAUCAUCAGCACAACUACUCUAGUCCCGUUCAGGGAGGGAGCGGCAAGCACGGAAAAAACGGCAAGCGACGCAAAGCAGGUGGAAGGUCCAAACGAGGAGGACCUCCCGAAGAGGAUCCUCGUGACGACAGGCCCGACGCUGACCCCGACGCUGAUUCUCAGAGCCGGACUGCACAUCCGUCCGUUCUCCCGGAUGCCCCCACACCUCUGGAACCGCAACUACUCUUCCUUCGUGGCGCAGCCUACCUGCAGCAUGCUGUACAUUUGAUCGAAGGAACCGCCCUGGAAUUGGAAGGGAUUCGAAAAUUUGCCAGCGGAGUGGGAAUGUACAGCGGCGAGCUCCGCCUAAGCUGCUUGGACGGGAGUAACUUUGGGGGUAUCGAAGUCGGCAACCCGGACGGCCCGCUUGGUCACAGCAGCGAGCCCAAAGCCACAGCGUACCGUGCUGCGUUUGGUGUGGCUGGCAAUGGAGAGCCCAACGGGAGGAACGGGGACCCGGAGAAAUUGCGCGAUCAAAUCCUGGGUCUUGUUCGCAAAAGCAUGCGUGAUCACGAGCGUUUCCUUGCUCAUUUCGACUCGAUCGAUGCGGGAUUUGGGGCUGGGAGCGGAGAGGACGGAGAGACGUGGAACCUGGCACAAAAAGUCGAAUAUGCAUUCUUGCUCCUGGAGAGCAUCCGACCAGGAAGCCAGACACCAGCUCCACCACCGCCGGCUUCAUUUGCCGACGGAAGCAGUCCUUUGAGCAAGUACAGCUUCGACAUGAUGGCGCUCGCCGGCCCGAACACACCAGGAUUGCCCCCACCCACCACUUUCACGACAUAUCAUCCCCUGCUGGUUGAAGCUCAUUUUAGCAUUCUUCUGUGCCUGCUUCUGCUUGGUGACUUUACGGCCCUGCUGCCCGCGUUUGAGCAUACGUCUCGAGUCGUUGAUGGGCUGGAGGGUUAUCCUGUCUUUCUUCCUCCUCGUUCGAUGGCCCAGGCAGAGUUCGUCGAAGUCCUCGAGCGCCUCGCUGGUGGCUGGCGUACUGGAGUUGAGAACUACUCAGUCUAUCAUGCCUCUCGAGGUAAGGCCAGAGCUAAAGAUGAUGGCAACGAACAACGCUCGGUCGUCAGUCUCGGUCCUCCGCAUCCGGAUUCAGCGUCCUCGUCCUCGUCCUCAUCUCCUCCAGAGACACGUUCCACCACUCCGACUGAAGCGGGAUCUCACUCACACUCCGCGGCUUUGAACAGUGCCCGAAUCUUAUUAUCCCCCGUAGUGGCGAGACAACGUGCUCGAGCUGAAGCAGCGAUGAGCGCGAGAAAGAGUGGUGCGUCUGCUUCUAAGAAGCCGAUUGGGAUCAACAUUCCCCUUCACGGACCUCGCGUGGAUGUGAUCUUGACAUGGAUGGCUGCUGUCCAGCUUCCACCAUUGGAUGCCGCUGCCGCUGCCAAAAACAGCGAUACCAAUUAAAUUGGUGCAUCAUGCCAUCCCUAGCUGUAUCCAGCACUCUAUUUAUCUUAUAUCUACAUCGGCUGGACAUGUAUACAAUGAUUUUUUUUUUUUGCCGUAGCAGUGCUCAUGUUGGC